Messenger RNA from Heteronotia binoei (common prickly gecko), 2390 nucleotides. RefSeq names its product translocase of outer mitochondrial membrane 34 (gene TOMM34). Gene Ontology annotation, molecular function: heat shock protein binding. Lineage: Eukaryota; Metazoa; Chordata; Lepidosauria; Squamata; Gekkonidae. Gene Ontology annotation, cellular component: cytosol; mitochondrion. The coding region runs from base 127 to 1047 and encodes 306 amino acids. The record is from RefSeq and is a predicted model, not a curated record. The transcript has 7 exons.
CCCCGGCACGAUUAAGCCCGCCCCUCGCUUAAUCCGACACAGAGAAAGGAAACUGCUGCUGCCGCGGCCGGUGCUUUCUGCUGAUCGCAGCCGGCUCCGGCUCCUCCGGGCUUCGUCGCCGCCCUCAUGGCUCCUGCGUCGCGGAUCUCGGACCUGCGGCAGGCCGGGAACGAGCAGUUCCGCAACGGGCAGUACGGGCAGGCGGCUGCGUUGUAUGGCCGGGCGCUGGAGCUGCUGGAAACGGCAGGGGAGGCAAGUGCAGAAGAGAAGAGCGUUCUUCAUUCCAACCGUGCUGCCUGUUACUUGAAGGAUGGGAACUGCAGCCUCUGCAUUAAGGACUGUUCUGUUGCCUUGGAUCUUAUCCCUUUUGCAAUCAAACCCCUUCUGAGGCGGGCAGCAGCUUAUGAAGCUCUGGAAAGAUACCAGUUAGCCUAUGUGGACUACAAAACUGUAUUACAAGUUGACUGUACUGUACAAGCUGCACAUGAUGGAGUCAACAGAAUGACCAAGGCCUUACUGGAAAAGGAUGGCCUCCAGUGGCGCCAGAAACUGCCACCCAUCCCAAGUGUUCCUGUUUCUGCUCAGAAAAGAUGGGAGCCCCCUUUAGGAAGCCACGAAGCUAUUGCAAAAAGCAAAUCGAACGAUUCUGUAACAAAGAAAGGUGAGUUGCCUACAGUUGCUACCACUGAACAAGCAAAUAAGCUGAAGAUAGAAGGAAAUGAAUUUGUGAAAAAGGGCAACUAUAAAAAAGCUAUUGAAAAGUACACGGAGAGCUUAAAACUUCACAAGCUGGAAUGCACCACUUACACUAACAGAGCUCUUUGCUACCUGAAUCUGAAGCAGCACAAGGAAGCAAUUCAGGAUUGUUCAGAAGCCCUUAAAUUAGAUGCUAAAAACAUCAAGGCGUUCUACAGACGAGCACAAGCAUAUAAAGAGCUCAAGGACUACAAAUCCAGCAUGGCGGAUAUCAACACUCUCUUGAAAAUUGAACCAAAGAACACUGCUGCUCAGAAAUUACAGCAAGAAUUAAGGAAACUUUUAAAAUAGUCGCUCAAGAACAAUAUUGGGCUAUUCUGAAGAUAACAUUUUUGCUCCCUGUAAAAACUGUCACUGGGACCAGGCUGAAGGCAGGGCCUGGUAGGAAAUCUUGCCUUCCAGACCUGCUGACACUGCUCGGGUUUCAUGCUAUAUACAUAUAUAUUUUAAGAGUUAUUCAGUCUUUCUAUCAAGCCUUUAGAAAGUUCAGAGUAACCUCUGAGGUUCUUAACUUCCUAGCACAGUUACUGGUUUUUAAGCAACUGAAAAAAGAUCUCUGUAACAGAUGGGGCAAAACAACACUUGAAAGAACUUCAUACCUACAGUAUUGGUCUACUGAUACACCUGGGUAACAACAACACUGGGUGACAGUGUCAAUGAAAGGCUUUGGAUAAUGCAGCAGUAGAGGGAAGUAAGAAAAAGUUGUGUGCUUUGCCUUAACUUCUGUGCACUGAACUACACUGCAGCAUUUUGUCCCCAGAGUCAUAUAGAAAUUUCAAAGUUGCUUCCCCUCCAUUACCAAAGAGCCCAGUAAAUCUUUGCUUUCUAUAUAUUUUUGUGAUUUGAGUUUUUGUUUCUUAGCCUCAGCUUCCUUAAGGUUAAAUGCCUGUGUGUUUCGUAGAUGCAGAUGUACACUAUUGUACAAGGCCACUUUUCUCAUAUACAUGGAAGGAUAUUAACUUUCUUGCCAUGUAGUGGACAAAGAAACAAUGUAGAGCAGCAUGGAUGCUUUCCUUAUCACAAGUCUGGACUUGUAGCUUCUAUUUUCACAAAUAAGCAGCUGAGUUACUAAAACUUGACAUCACCAUUUCGGACUGCAGGUAGGACUCAGGGCUUCUUUUAAUAAAAUAAAAGUUCCAUUCUUUUGGAUGCAUUGAACCCCUCUAGCAAUCUGGAUUGGUACAAGCUUGGAUGCAUCAUCUGUUUUGAAAGAAUGAUGUUUUAAAUGGUUACUUGUAACAAAGGAAGCAUAACCUGCUUGGACCACUCUACCUUCCCUUUUCAUAGAGCUAGACUUAAUUGUGAAUCCCAUUUUCCACUCUUGAAGCUAUUGUAAGAUUAGACUAAAGGAAGGUUGAUAUAUGGCCUUUUAACAUAGGGUAUGCACCAAGUUCUUCCUAGUACUCACAUAUUGUAAAGAUACAAUGCAAAUGGCAGCUGCUUAUUGUUUGGAAAUUUUGAGAGGGGAACGAUUCCCCCAGCACUCUUGGGUUGUUAUCUCUCUCCCCCUGCCCGCCCCCCCCCCCAUUUGAGGCCUUGCCUGUAAGGAGUGAAGCUGGAUUCUGAUAUCAUAAAUUGGUCCGCAUUCUGGGUGUUAUUUUGAAAUUUUAAAUAAACAAGUUUAGUUGACUUCA